Messenger RNA from Glycine soja, 2349 nucleotides. Its product is annotated as MLO-like protein 6. The transcript is spliced from 15 exons. Lineage: Eukaryota; Viridiplantae; Streptophyta; Magnoliopsida; Fabales; Fabaceae. Gene Ontology annotation, biological process: defense response. Bases 283 to 2013 code for a protein of 576 amino acids. Gene Ontology annotation, cellular component: membrane. The record is from RefSeq and is a predicted model, not a curated record.
UUUUUACAAAGUGUAAUAAGCUAUAUAUAAAGCGCCCUUGCUUGCCCGAAACCGUACUUCAAUUAUUAAUAGAAGUUGAACAUAGAAGUAUCGGCUUUAUAACUCCUCCUCCACCCUCUCUCGUAUAUCUCAAACACUUAUCUCUUCAACAAUUUUUUGCAUAGCUUUUUCCUCAACCUCUUUAUACCCUUCAUCGAUCGUUCAUCUAUUUAUUACGAACGAUUGAAACCAUAAACCCAAUAUUAUUUUAAGUUGCCAAAUUAAGAAGGAAUAAUAUAAUCCAUGGCAGGAGGAAGCGGAGGAAGAAACUUGGAGGAAACGCCUACAUGGGCUGUCUCCGCUGUUUGUUUUGUUUUGAUCUUAAUCUCUAUAAUCAUCGAGCACAUCAUCCAUCUCAUAGGAAAGUGGUUGAAGAAGAAGCACAAAACAGCUCUGUACGAAUCACUUGAAAAGAUCAAAUCAGAGCUUAUGUUAUUGGGGUUCAUAUCGUUGCUUCUAACGGUAGGACAAGGUCCAAUAUCAAGAAUAUGCAUUUCAGAAAAAGUUGCAGGGACAUGGCACCCCUGCGACGAUAGUAGCAGCAUCCACGAGUCAGAUACUGAAGAAUCAGAAAACGUAAACGGAACCAAUAGCCGCAGAUUAUUGGCGGCGUUCUAUGGUUCAGACGACGUAAAUCCACGACGUGUUUUGGCGGGAGGAGGAACCGACAAGUGUCGUGAGGGUAAAGUCCCGUUUGUGUCAUCGGAUGGCAUUCAUCAACUCCAUAUAUUUAUCUUCGUGCUGGCUGUUUUUCAUGUCCUUUACUGCAUUCUCACUAUGGCUCUGGGCAGAGCAAAGAUGAAAAGGUGGAAGCGAUGGGAAGAGGAAACCAAGACACCAGAAUACCAAUUUUCACACGAUCCUGAGAGAUUCAGAUUUGCGAGGGAGACAUCUUUUGGAAGAAGACAUUUGAGUUUCUGGACCAAAAAUCCUGUCCUCAUGUGGAUUGUUUGUUUCUUUAGGCAAUUUGUGCGGUCAGUUCCUAAAGUGGAUUACUUGACCUUAAGACAUGGAUUUAUCAUGGCACAUUUGGCUCCUCAAAGUCACUCGAAGUUUGAUUUUCGGAAAUAUAUAAAACGAUCACUGGACGAGGAUUUCAAAGUCGUAGUUGGAAUCAGUCCUCCAUUCUGGUUCUUCGCAGUGCUGUUUCUGCUCUUAAACACUCAUGGGUGGUACUCUUAUCUGUGGCUGCCAUUCAUUCCUUUGAUUAUAAUCUUGUUAGUGGGAACCAAGCUUCAAGUGAUCAUAACCGAGAUGGGUCUAAGAAUUCAACAAAGAGGAGAGGUCCUCAAGGGUGUGCCCUUGGUUCAGCCAGGGGAUCAUUUGUUCUGGUUUAACCGACCUGGCCUUAUUCUUUACCUUAUCAAUUUUGUGCUCUUUCAGAAUGCUUUUCAGCUGGCUUUCUUCGCAUGGUCUGCGCUUCAAUUUGGGAUUAAAUCCUGUUUCCAUUCGCACACGGAGGACGUGGUGAUCAGAAUCACAAUGGGGGUCCUUAUUCAAAUCCUCUGCAGCUACGUUACUCUUCCUCUCUACGCUCUAGUGACACAGAUGGGUUCAACAAUGAAGCCAACGAUAUUCAACGAUAGAGUAGCGGUAGCGUUGCGGAAUUGGCACCAGACAGCGAAGAAGCACAUAAGACAGAACCGUGUGGGGCCGCUGUCGUUGUCGGGGACUCCGACGUCGAGCAGGCCCACAACCCCAAGUCACCACCUGUCCCCGGUGCACCUCUUGCGAUACUACCGCUCCGAAAUCGACAGCUUCCCCGCGUCUCCGCGAAGGUCAAACUUCGACGAUAAUAAUAUGGAUUCUCCUUCUCCUUCCUAUUCGCUCCACCAAUUGCCACCACAAACAACAGCAACAACCAAUGACUCCGCCAAUGAUAAUAACGCCACCACACACCAUGAGAUUGUCGUGGUGCACAGCAAGGAGUUUUCGUUUGAUAAAAGACCUACCAGUAGUAGUGGUAAUACGUAAAUAUAUAAAAUCAGUGACCAAAAAACAAAAUCAAAAUAUCUUAGGACAAGGAUGCAUGGGAUGAUCUCAAGCUAUGCUUCUCGAUCAGGCAAAGCAUUAAUCUUAUUGAAUUUAUUUAUGGUGUUUCAUUUGUGUAAUUAAUGGAUUAUUAUUAUUAUUAUUAUGUUAAAUUGAUUAUUAUAUUCAUGAAGCAAUAUAAGUUGAUCUUUUUUCUUUUUCGUUGUAACAUUUACUUGCCUAUCAAUAGUUGGCAUAUAUGGUAUGUAAAAAAAUAUAUAUGCAUGACGCAUUGUAAAUUAUUGUCAUCUGAAAUUCCAGACAAGUGGUUUUUUUUUC